AUGGCAAUUAUUUCUGUUACAGAUGGAGAUGUAAACCAAUCACUUUGUGAGCCAUGUGGAAGAAAAAAUGAAACGAAACAAACUACAACUGAAUGUAAAAGAUGCAGUACUCAGUUAUGCCAGGUCUGUUUUGAACUUCACGAAUCGCUUAAAAAUUGUCCAAACGAUGCCAGUAAAGACACACAGGAGUCAUUGAAACGCAAACGUGACAAUGAAUCUGCUAAAACAGAUAUAAAGCAGGACGAGCAAGAUAAUAAAAAAUCCAAAAUAUCAGGCGAUACCACAAUUAUUACACAGCAAAGUAAGCGCCACAGUGGUUUACCAUGCAAACGUUGCAGAGAUGAAGAUAAAACACAAGAAGCAACUUUUUAUUGCACUGACUGCGAAAUUCCUCUUUGCUCAGAAUGUUCUGAUAUCCAUAAGACUAACAACAAGACGAAACAUCAUUCAAUAUCCAAUGAUGUAAUAAGUUGCAUACUUAUGUCAGAAAAACGCAGAAACGAUGGUGAACAGUCGAAAGCUAUAGAAGUUAUUCCGAUGGAAAUAGAAAGUGAUGCAUGUACCAUCACAAGUAAUGUCAUAUCCUUAUGUCUUUUAUUUCUUUACUAA
Messenger RNA from Mytilus trossulus (common blue mussel), 609 nucleotides. RefSeq lists its product as uncharacterized. Gene Ontology annotation, molecular function: zinc ion binding. The coding region runs from base 1 to 609 and encodes 202 amino acids. Lineage: Eukaryota; Metazoa; Mollusca; Bivalvia; Mytilida; Mytilidae. The record is from RefSeq and is a predicted model, not a curated record. The transcript is spliced from 2 exons.